CUCCUCCGAAACGCGCAUGCGCAUUGCAAAGAGAAAACGAGAGCGCGAGAGAGGAAAAGGGCUCGCGGUGAGCGCCGCUCGCGCACACACACUGCAGUGAAGUUUCACUGAGGAGCAGCGAGCGCGAGGACUUCCUUAUCAGUGUUUUAUGUCCCCCCCCCAAAAAAAAACUCCUCACAGUCGCUUUACACGAGCCGGGAUUAAACCUCGAGAAACAUUUUCAGAACACUUCAUGAAAUAAAGCAGUCACGUGGGGGUUUAAGUGGAAAAUAACGGGAUUUGAUCGAAAGAAAUCCGGUAAAGGAGUGGGCGGAGCCUCUGCACGUGAAGGUACAGAUUUCUAGGGCUCAUGGAGGGCAUCUGCUUCCAGGUGAAACCCCGAGGCGACCCCGCACCUUCCUCCCGGCCACUCCCAGAAGGAUCAGGAGAUGAAGAUGAGGAGGAGGAGGAAGAGAAGGGGGAGGAGAUCCAGUACAGGCUAACGCUGGUGGGAUCGUUAGCAGUCCACCCCCAGACCAGUAUGACCAUGCUGCCGUGGGUGGUGGCUGAGAUACGCAGGCCUCGGCUGAAGGAAAGGAGCUUCAACGCCGCAAUCUCCGGACCUCAAGCUAUAGAGAUGCGCGACUGUCCGGUGGUCUUACGGAUCUCGCGUUCCUGGGUGCUGUGCGUGCUGGGCGUGGCGUGCGCGGGGGACAUGUGGGACCCUCUGCGGCACACCGUCCUCUUUCAGCAGCGGCCGCACCGCGUCACCAAACUCAUCCACAACAGCCGAGAGCCGAGCUACUUCGGCUGUCUGAUUCGGGAUGAAACCAGCGCUACCUGCUACGUCUUCCGCUGCCAUGACGAACACAAGGUCCCAGAAAUCAUCAGCACCCUCAGGCAGGCCAGUAAAAGCUCCGCCCGUCAGGAGGACACGCCUACCGCCCAGCCCGGUGACUCUCAACAAGACAGCAGUUGUCAGGACACCCCGGAAUCGGCGACGGCCUUCGCCAAAAAGUUCGAGGUGCUGUUCUGCGGGCGGGCGGUGGUGGCCCGGAAGAACGCUCCCCCGGCGCUGAUAGACGAGUGCAUUGAGAAGUUCAGCCGAGCCAACGCUACCACCUCCCUCUCUGCCGGCUUCAGGAGAGCCUUCUCCCUCUCGCAGUUGCUAAACGGUGCGAACGAGGGAGCGGAUGGAGGAGGAAAGAGGGCGCUGUUUUUCCGGAGAGAUCCGAGCUUCCCGUCUCUGCAGGCGCUGGACGAGAACGGCCUCUCGCCAGAGCUACAGCGCCGAUCGGCGAACGGAGCCGCCGGAGUCCAGCCCACCAGCCUGCAGGAGAACAGGACCAUGUUAUUCACGAUCGGGCGCUCUCAGAUCUUCCUAGUGAGUCCUGACAGUAAGAAAGUGGCCAUCGAGAAGAGCUUCAGGGAAAUCUCUUUCUGCUCACAGGGUAUAAGGCACGUGGAUCAUUUCGGGUUUAUCUGUAGAGAGUCAGAUGACGGAGGGAGCUGCCAGUUUGUGUGCUACGUGUUCCAGUGUACAGACGAGGCUCUGGUGGAUGAGAUCAUGCUGACUCUGAAGCAAGCGUUCUCCGUGGCCGCCCUGCAGAAGAGCACUAGGACCCAGAGCCUGCAGUGUGACUCCUGCCCCAUGCAGCAGCUGCACCGGCUCUGUGACCGCAUCGAGGGUCUCACUGCAUCCAAGGCUAAACUGGAGUUGCAGAAGCACGUGGCUUUUCUGGAUAAUCAGGAGCAGGCGUGCGUGUUCGAGACCACCCUGAAUGCCAGACCGAAGUCGGACCAGGAGGAAAACGAGCUGGUCUUAUCGUGCUUGAGGCGACUCUAUGAAGAGAGACAGAAGACACACACGCACACACACAUCGCGCAAACACAACAGGAAGCUCCAGCGGUGUGUGAGGAGACAUGUACAGGUCCCGAAGGCAGCGUGAGCAGCAGCCGGCUGCGUCUGGAACAGCUGAAGAGUCGAGCCAAAAGAUCGCUCACGGAGUCACUGGAAGGGAUAUGGAAGAGCAACAGUAGGUCCCGGUUACAGAGAGAGAGCAGCGACAGCACCUCCUCAAACUCCACCGUCAGCAGCAGCGCACAUCAGGAUAUCAUCUCGGUGGAACCGCCGUCGCCGCCCCUCCUCCACCUGCCGUCCACCCCGCUCCGCUCCCACAAUUCCACAGGGGACCUGAAGUUUCUGGAGGCCGGCUCGAGAGACGCGGAUCAAGAAGGUCACGACCCCCAGGCUCAGAGCUUCAGGAGGCGAGCGAGUACGAUCAGUCACUCUCCGUCGAUGUGCGCGAGCAGCCUGAGCGUCCCAAGCGAGCAGGUCACGGCCGCGAGCAAGCCCAAACUCGUACGCCAUUACUCCGUCAGCACCGACUCGCCUCAUCAUCAGAGCAAGUCGGCUCACGUCGGCGAUACGAUCUCCUCCGCUCCUUCCUCCUCUGCUCCUUCCUCUUCCUCACACCUCCCCUUCUCUUCCUCUCCUGCCUAUGCGAGACUGAUGAAGCCGAGAGCCUUUGAGCAGCUCACAAAACCCCUCAAGAGUGGAUUGAGGGCCAGACUGUCUUAUUCUUCUUCUGUUCCAAACUUCUUAAAGUUUCUGGCUCCUGUAGAGGAGCACGAUGACUCCUUCCUCUCGCCGAAACACAGAGACGUAGCGGCCCUGUCCAGCCCGGUAGCCGUGUGUGUGGUGGGACAGGACAGUCCACUCCGUCAGCGCAGACACUCCUGGAGACAGCAGAUCUUCCUCAGAGUGGCUACGCCACAGAAAGGCUCCGAUACAGCAGAAAGAGGAGAAACGUCCCUCGAGGUCGGCGGUAGACUGGCGGCGGGAGGCGGAGCCGGGGGCGGAGACUGUACGCUGGGGCCGGUACCCGAGGAGAGGAGGAAGAGGAGUCGGGAGGAGCUGCGAGAGUUAUGGAAGAAAGCUAUUCUGCAGCAGAUCCUCCUCCUGAGGAUGGAGAGAGAGAACCAGAAACUACAGGCCUCUGAGAGCGACCUCCAGAGCAGGCGGCUGAAGCUGGAUUAUGAGGAGAUCACGCCCUGUCUUAAGGACGUCACUCUCGUCUGGGAGAAAAUGCUCAGCACCAACGGAAGGCCAAAGGUCAAGUUUGACACAGAGAAGAUCCAUACAGCCGUCGGGCAAGGUGUGCCCCGGCAGCACAGGGGUGAAAUCUGGAAGUUUCUCUCUGAGCAGUAUUCGCUGAGACAGCAGGUGCCCAGCACCAAACCGCCCAAUAAUGACCUGCCUUAUAAAGAGCUACUGAAACAACUCACCUCCCAACAACACGCCAUCCUCAUCGAUCUGGGCCGCACGUUCCCCACUCACCCGUACUUCAGCGCUCAGCUGGGUGCGGGUCAGCUGUCGCUCUAUAACCUGCUGAAGGCCUACUCUCUGCUGGACCCGGAGGUGGGCUACUGCCAGGGGCUGAGCUUCGUGGCGGGAGUGCUGCUGCUGCACAUGAGCGAGGAGGAAGCCUUCCACAUGCUCAAGUUCCUCAUGUACGACAUGGGACUGCGCAAACAGUACAGACCCGACAUGAUCAUCCUGCAGAUCCAGAUGUAUCAGCUAUCCCGGCUGCUGCACGACUAUCACAGAGAGCUGUACAGUCACCUGGAGCAGCACGAGAUCGGACCGAGUCUGUACGCUGCACCGUGGUUCCUCACCGCCUUCGCCUCACACUUCCCUCUGGGUUUCGUGGCCAGAGUCUUUGACAUGCUGUUCCUGCAGGGGUCAGAGGUCAUCUUCAAGGUGGCGCUAAGUCUUCUGGGAAGCCACAAGCCGCUGAUUCUUCAACACGACAAUCUGGAGUCCAUAGUGGACUUCAUUAAGAGCACGCUGCCCAACCUGGGACUGGUGCAGAUGGAGAAAACCAUCAACCAGGUGUUCGAGAUGGACAUCAGUAAGCAGCUGCAGGCGUACGAGGUGGAGUACCACGUGCUCCAGGACGAGCUCCUCGACGGCCCGUCCACUCUCAGCCAAUCACAGCGCGCCGCUCAGCUGGAGAAGACCAACGGCAGCCUGCGCCAGCAAAACCUUGACCUGCUGGAGGAAGUACAGGUGGCCCACGCGAGGAUCCGUUUCCUGGAGUCGCGUGUGGAAGGCUUGGUGAAGAGCGAGGCGUCGCUGUGUGUGGAGCUCACGUCCCUGCAGCAGGAGCACUCGGAGCUGCAGCACACCGUCACCCAGCUCCAGACUCUGCUCGCCAGCCACGGCAUCCAGUACACCUCAGCUCCGCCCUAAUCCCCGCCCUCGUCCACUCCUUCAUCUCCUCAGGAGAAAUGACGACUCGUGGCCUCCAGGCUGGUGGGCGGAGCCUCGUUCCGAUAUCUUAGCGUAAGGUUUAAUGCGCCUUUAAUCCCCUGGGACGAGAGGAAGAGGAUACAGACUCAUGAGUAUAGAGCGUGUAUGUCUCUCUCACUCGCUCUCUGUCUCUCUCUCUCUUGCUCUCUCUCUCUGUCUCUCUGUCUCUCUCUCUCUCUCUGUCUCUCUCUCUCUGUCUCUCUGUCUCUCUCUCUCUCUCUCUCUGUCUCUCUCUCUCUCUCUCUCUCUCUCUCCCCACUCACAGGGAAGUUUAAGUGCCUAAAGGUCAAAGGUCACUGACUUUUGGAUCUGCAGACCCUUGUUUUUUUUUUUAAAGGCAUAACAAUGACACACCAGCACUGAUGGGCUCUGCGCCGCGCUCCGAACAAUCGCACACUGUGUGUGUGUGUGUGUGUAUAAAGUAUUUGCACCCUUUGUCUUGUGUGUUCACUCCCUGUAAAGGCACUGCUGUAUGCUGUUUAGCGUCGAUAAACAAACAAAAAAACCAAACAAACGAGUGAGAUGUGCACACGCUCAUGACUUUUCUUUUCUUUUCAAUCACCGUGAUCUCCAGACAUGAAAGUGUUGGGUCUUUUGUUUUUUUGUCAUCAUAAUUACUCUCAUUAUAGCGCGUCUCUGUCUAGACACGGAUCCCACGUGGGUGUUCAGGUUCAGAUGAAACCGCCCAGCCCUUCAGAUACACGAGUCCACCUGCAUAACAAUACCCACAAUGCACCUCAGUCAGACACACCAAAACCGUCUGCGGAUCCAGACCGCGGUAUUCCCAGAUGAGUCGCGGCGUCUCUUUGCUCUACAUUCAGACGAUGAGCAGAACAGUGCCACGUGGUCACGGGCCAUACGUGGUGUCCGGCUCUCGAGUCGGACAUCGUUCUAAUACGUUUCUAUAGCAGUGUAGUGUAUCGUGAUGAAUAAAUCCUGACUAUCCUGUGAUAAUAAUUCCCCCAGCACUACACUGUUUAUUAAAGGGGCGGUCUGGACUUUUUUUUUCUCUUUUUUUAACGAUUCAUCUGUAGCAGCUGCGACAAAAAGCCACACCCACCUACAACUUUUUAACCAACCAUGUUCUCACUGUGUUGGUUUUUUUUUUUUAGGAAAAGAGGCAGCUGUGUGAGCAAAUAGGUUCCAGAACCAAGGCUAAUUUCAGGGCCAGAAAAAAAAAUUCUUCAAGCCACUCCCACCUACGAUUUUAACCUACUAUGUUCUCAUGUUUUUGUUUUUGAGGAAAAGAGGCAGUUGUGUGAGCAACCGAUGGAUAAUUUCAGGGCCAGAAAAUAAUCUAAAAUUCCUCUUUAGCACCUGCGACGACGACAAAAAAUCGAACAAGCCACGCCCACUGUAAAUCUACAAUUUUAAUCUACAAUGUUCUCAUGAAACGAGGCAGCUGUGUGAGCAAAUAUGUUCAGAUGAAGAAGCAGGGUUCAUUUCAGGGCCAGGGGAAAAAAAAAAAAAAGCAGUGUUCCUCUUUAGCAGCUGCGACAAAAAAAUGAAUAAAUAAAUAGUUCAAGCCACACCCACCUACGAUUUUGAACCUACAAAUUUCUCACGUGCUGGUGUUUUUGUGUUUCUUUCUUUUCUUCGAGAAAGAGAGGCAGCUGCGUGAGCGCUGCUUUGUUCAGACUGAGAGGCGGGGCUAAUUUCCGGGCCAGAAAAAUGCUAAUUGAGCCGAAGCAGCAUUUCGAUCUGUAUAAAGUCAAGAAAUGUUCGGAAACGGGACGGACUUCGUCCCCUCCUCUGUAGUGGAGUGCAGUGGGACGUGAGGACCCUUAAAAUAUCGCACGCGUAACGUUAGAACAAACAACGCUAGGUUCUGACCUUCAGCGUGAAAGCAACUUUACCUUGCGCCACACACACACGUGGUGCUAAAGUGGCUAACAGUCAAUGAACGCCAGCGGACACCGGUUAGCAUCGUAUCGUUUGGUUAUUGCGUCAUGUCUGGAUCAAGUUUUUUUUUCUGUGUGUAUAAAUUUGUCAACACUGAAUGAACCAAAGACAUUAAAGCAAUGUUGAACGCU
This is a messenger RNA of Ictalurus furcatus (blue catfish), 6327 nucleotides long. RefSeq names its product TBC1 (tre-2/USP6, BUB2, cdc16) domain family, member 1 (gene tbc1d1). Bases 350 to 4234 code for a protein of 1294 amino acids. NCBI's taxonomy places the organism in Eukaryota, Metazoa, Chordata, Actinopteri, Siluriformes, Ictaluridae. The transcript has 24 exons. The record is from RefSeq and is a predicted model, not a curated record.